UCCUACUGCUUGAGAAUGGCCUCAGCUGCUCCAUCAUGUGAUCCCAGUUUGGAUGCUGAAUGGGAGGAAUGGAAGAUGAACUUUAAAAAAUCCUACAGCCCGGAUGAGGAAGGGCACGGAAGAGCAGUGUGGGAAAAGAAUAAGAAAUUUAUUGAGAAGCACAAUGCAGACUAUGAGCAGGGAAAGACAGGCUUCAUUAUGGGCCUGAAUGGAUUUAGCGACAUGACAGAUGAAGAAUUCAGGACAAAUUGCCUUGGAAGGUCAAAGUCUAAUGUAGAUUUGCCUAAAUCUGAGACUUUAGAAGAGAACAGCAAUGUGGCACCUGUGAUGGAUUAGGAGUCUUCUGCCAAGAUGUGAGCUGCAUGAUGCUGAGGAGAAUGGACUUGGGGAAAUAGGAACAGGGGAAUUCCUCUCCAUCACAUUGUCCAGCAAGUGCUGUGUAGAAUGAAAUGCUGAAUCAUUUAAUAUCAACACUGUGAUGUGAACCAUCAUGAAUAUUCUCACUAAUAGAAUAUUAACAAUGUUUACCACAAUAUCUUAAAAUUAAAGCUUGACUUUAAAGGUAA
Molecule: messenger RNA, 566 nt
Organism: Onychomys torridus (southern grasshopper mouse)
Lineage: Eukaryota; Metazoa; Chordata; Mammalia; Rodentia; Cricetidae
Product: protein CTLA-2-beta-like
Exons: 4
Coding region: 16-336 (106 amino acids)
Source: RefSeq, a predicted model, not a curated record